AUGUUUCAAUUUUACUACUCCGAUCCGAUUUGUGAUCUACCAUGUAUUUUUUUAAUGGAGUCACUCAUGUAUUCAGGUAACAAAUGGCUUAUAUAUACACAAGCUGAAGAUUUACUCAUGCAAAUCAUAAGCAACUUCACAUUUUCGGUGGAUGCAUUUUUCUUUAUGAGUGGUUUUCUGUUGUCAUAUACAUUUCUGAAAGAACGACGAAAAUAUCAGAAAAUCCCGCCUAUAGCAAAAAGGAUGAACGAACUUUUUCAAAAGAUUGUCAAACGAUAUAUAAGGCUUACUCCUGCAUAUUUCGUCGUUAUAUUGAUAGCCAUAUUGACUUUCACUUGGCAUGAUAAUGUCUCAGCACUUCUUCCCGUUGAGCAUCCAAAUGCUAAGUGUUCCAAAUAUUGGUGGACUAAUAUACUUUACAUCAACAACUUCUAUAGAUGGGAUGAGCUAUGUCUCACAUGGAGUUGGUACUUGCCCAAUGAUAUGCAGUUCUUCGUAUUUGGCAGUUUUCUCCUAACUUUAUCGAUGACGCAUUACAAUAUUGCCGUGGGUAUAGGCGUUGUUACGCUAGUUUCAUCGAUAGGAUCAGUAGUUUACACGGGCUACACUCUUAAUUACCAUCCUACAUUUGACGAACAAUAUAAGACGCUGACAUACUUUUAUAUACGACCGUGGUGUAGAAUACCGCCAUAUCUCAUAGGAAUGGCCACAUGUCACCUUCUUACGAAAUGCAAUUACAAAUUACGGUUAUCAAAACAAAGCUUAUUCUUUGGUUGGACCAUGGCAAUUUUAUGUAAUUGUUCGAUUCUCUUCGGACUCAAGAACAGGAACAUAUCCUUAGGUCUCUCCGUUCUUUAUUUGGCCCUCAGUAGAACAGGCUGGGCAUUAGGCAUUGCCUGGCUCGUAGUUGUAUGCACUACGAAUAAUGGCGGUAUCGUGAACAAAAUCUUAUCGCUAGAUAUUUUCGUUAUUUUGGGUAAAUUAACGUAUGGUGCUUAUCUCAUAAAUUGUAUUAUUACUCUUUCGUUAUAUGCGUUAGAUAAUUAUUCUUACUUCAUGGAUUACACCAAUUUUGUAAGUAUGAUAAGAGCUAUAUUGCCAUUUCAGUGA
Bombus pascuorum is the source of this 1110-nucleotide messenger RNA. RefSeq names its product nose resistant to fluoxetine protein 6-like. NCBI's taxonomy places the organism in Eukaryota, Metazoa, Arthropoda, Insecta, Hymenoptera, Apidae. The transcript has 8 exons. The record is from RefSeq and is a predicted model, not a curated record. The coding region runs from base 1 to 1110 and encodes 369 amino acids. Gene Ontology annotation, molecular function: acyltransferase activity, transferring groups other than amino-acyl groups.